AUGACCUCCCGGUUACGUGCGUUGGGUGGAAGAAUUAAUAAUAUACGCACCUCAGAAUUACCCAAAGAGAAGACUCGAUCCGAAGUUGUCUGCAGCGUCCGCUUUUUAGAUGGCUUGGUACAGACCUUUAAAGUUAAUAAACAAGAUACCGGUCAAGUUCUUUUGGAUAUGGUGUACAACCACCUGGGUGUAACAGAAAAGGAGUAUUUUGGUUUGCAACAUGGCGACGACUCAGCAGACUCUGCUAGAUGGCUUGAGUCAAGCAAACCUAUCAGGAAACAAUUAAAAGGAGGUUUCCCCUGUACCCUGCAUUUUCGAGUAAGAUUUUUUAUACCUGAUCCCAACACACUGCAGCAAGAACAAACCAGGCAUUUGUAUUUCUUGCAACUGAAGAUGGAUAUUUGUGAAGGAAGACCAUGUUGGAAAGGCAAACCUAAUUAUGGUUGUCCCCCUUCUGUCUUCAUAGCUCAUUUUGGAGACUUUGAUUCUUCCAUACAUCAUCCCGGGUAUCUUUCUGAUAGUCAGUUUAUACCAGACCAGAACGAUGACUUCUUAGCGAAGGUGGAAUCUCUCCAUGAGCAGCACAGUGCUGUCAGUGAACCAGCAGAUCUGCACAAUUUAGAUCUAAUGAUUGGGAUUGCGUCUGCGGGCAUUGCUGUGUACCGAAAAUACAUCUGCACAAGUUUCUAUCCUUGGGUGAACAUUCUAAAAAUUUCUUUCAAAAGGAAAAAAUUCUUUAUACAUCAACGACAAAAACAGACUGAAUCCAGGGAACAUAUGGUAUCCUUCAACAUGUUAAAUUACCGAUCUUGCAAAAACUUAUGGAAAUCUUGUGUCGAGCACCAUACAUUCUUUCAAGCAAAAAAGCUACUACCUCAGGAAAAGAAUGUUCUGUCUCAGUACUGGACUCUGGGCUCUAGGAACCCCAAAAAGUCUGUAAAUAACCAGUAUUGCAAAAAGGUGAUUGGAGGGAUGGUGUGGAACCCAGCCAUGUGGAGAUCCUUAUCGGUGGAACAUCUAGAAACCAAGAGUCUACCUUCUCGGUCCCCUCCUAUUACUCCCAACUGGCGAAGUCCUCGACUCCGGCAUGAAAUCCGAAAGCCACGGCACUCCUCUGCAGACAACCUUGCGAAUGAAAUGACGUACAUAACAGAGACUGAAGACGUGUUUUAUACAUACAAGGGCUCUCUGUCCCCCAAAGACAGCGAUUCCGAGGUUUCUCAGAACCGAAGCCCGCGUCAAGAGAGUGUGUCCGAGAACAAUCCAGCACAAGGCUGCCUGACCCAGAAGUCAUCCAGUUCUGUGUCUCCAUCUUCAAAUGCUCCAGGCUCCUGCUCACCAGACGGCGUAGACCAGCACUUCUUAGAGGAGUACCACAGGGUGACUAAAGGGAGCUCCACUGAGGACUCCAGCCAGUACUACUGUGACAAGACUGAUGACGAGGACAGCUGCUUACUCUUGAUCCGUAUCACGCCAGAUGAGGACGGGAAAUUUGGCUUUAAUCUUAAGGGAGGAGUGGAUCAGAAGAUGCCCCUUGUGGUAUCGCGGAUAAACCCAGAGUCACCUGCGGACACCUGCAUCCCUAAGCUGAUCGAAGGGGACCAAAUCGUGCUCAUCAAUGGCCGAGACAUCUCAGAACACACCCACGACCAAGUGGUGAUGUUCAUCAAAGCCAGCCGGGAGUCCCACACGAGGGAGCUGGCCCUGGUGAUCAGAAGGAAAGUUGUCCACUCGCUUGCCGAUGUCAAAUCUGAGGAUGAACUGAACCAGCUUUUCCCGGACACCAUUUUCCCCAUGUGUCCGGAGGGUGGGGACACGUUAGAGGGAUCCAUGGAACAGCUCAAGAAGGUUCUCGAGAGUGGGACGGUCCUGAUCCAGUUUGAGCAACUCUACAGAAAGAAGCCUGGGCUGGCCAUCACUUUUGCAAAGCUGCCUCAAAAUUUGGACAAAAACCGAUAUAAAGAUGUGUUGCCUUAUGACACCACCCGGGUAUUAUUGCAGGGAAAUGAAGAUUAUAUUAAUGCAAGUUAUGUGAACAUGGAAAUUCCCGCUGCUAACCUUGUGAACAAGUACAUUGCCACUCAGGGACCCCUGCCGCAUACCUGUGCUCAGUUUUGGCAGGUCGUUUGGGAUCAGAAGUUAUCACUCAUCGUCAUGUUGACAACUCUCACAGAGCGAGGGCGGACCAAAUGUCACCAGUACUGGCCCGACCCUCCCGACGUCAUGGAGCAUGGCAGCUUCCACAUCCGGUGCCAGUCGGAGGAUUGUACCAUCGCCUAUGUGUUCCGAGAAAUGCUGGUCACCAACAGCGAGACAGGAGAAGAGCACACAGUUAACCAUCUCCAGUACGUUGCAUGGCCUGACCACGGCGUUCCUGAUGACUCCUCAGACUUUUUGGAAUUUGUAAACUAUAUGCGGUCCCUGCGAGUUGACAGUGAGCCUGUCUUAGUUCAUUGCAGUGCUGGAAUAGGUCGGACAGGUGUGUUGGUCACUAUGGAAACAGCCAUGUGCUUAAUUGAACGGAACCUGCCUGUCUACCCACUGGACAUUGUCCGGAAAAUGAGAGACCAGCGCGCCAUGAUGGUGCAGACGUCAAGCCAGUACAAGUUUGUGUGUGAAGCAAUUCUACGUGUAUAUGAAGAAGGCUUAGUGCGAAUGCUGGAUCCCAGUUGA
Molecule: messenger RNA, 2673 nt
Organism: Orycteropus afer afer
Lineage: Eukaryota; Metazoa; Chordata; Mammalia; Tubulidentata; Orycteropodidae
Gene: PTPN3
Product: protein tyrosine phosphatase non-receptor type 3
Exons: 24
Coding region: 1-2673 (890 amino acids)
Biological process (GO): protein dephosphorylation
Cellular component (GO): cytoplasm; cytoplasmic side of plasma membrane; cytoskeleton
Molecular function (GO): protein tyrosine phosphatase activity; cytoskeletal protein binding
Source: RefSeq, a predicted model, not a curated record